GAUGUGUUUUUGUCCCUGGCCUGGAACAUGCUUCUGUGCCACUACGCUUGCAAGCAGCGCCCCGAGGCCGAGGGGGACAGGGGCGGCGCCGUGGGCCGAGCCCACGCGGGCAGCAAGCCCAAAGCCGAGCUCAAGCUCAGCCGCAGCUUGUCCAAGUCGGACUCCGAUCUGCUGACCUGCUCCCCCACGGAGGACGAUGCCAUGGGCAGCCGGAGCGAAUCGCUCUCCAACUGCAGCACCGGGAAAAAGAGGCUGGAGAAGUCGCCGUCCUUUGCUUCCGAGUGGGAUGAGAUCGAGAAGAUCAUGAGCUCCAUCGGCGAAGGCAUCGACUUUUCCCAGGAGCAGCAGCGGAUCUCAGCCCCCCAGCCUCCUUUUCCCUUGAUGCAAGUGCUUUUAAAACCGGGAAACCUGAACUCGGUGUCGCUGCAGAUUUCCCCACAAAAGCAGAACCGUAUUUGCCAGCGUACGAAAGGCAAGAAAACGCCUCCCCCUCCGGAGCCGCUCCCGGCGCUGGAGCAGGGGAAGGAAGGGCAAACGGGGAGCGAGCGGGACCGAAUGCUCCGGGGGGCAGACGCAGCUUUCCUGCCCGUCACCGCAGCGCUGGCGUUGGCUUCACCGGCGCGCGCCGCGCGCUCGGAUGCCGCCUUCCCGGAGAGGCGUAAAGGGCCGGUGCCCGUGGGCUGCUACUCGGUGUCGCUCGCACCGCUGCUCCUCGUGACCCGCUAA
Tinamus guttatus (white-throated tinamou) is the source of this 726-nucleotide messenger RNA. The record is from RefSeq and is a predicted model, not a curated record. NCBI's taxonomy places the organism in Eukaryota, Metazoa, Chordata, Aves, Tinamiformes, Tinamidae.